This is a messenger RNA of Paramacrobiotus metropolitanus, 1226 nucleotides long. RefSeq lists its product as uncharacterized. The coding region runs from base 1 to 1098 and encodes 365 amino acids. NCBI's taxonomy places the organism in Eukaryota, Metazoa, Tardigrada, Eutardigrada, Parachela, Macrobiotidae. The record is from RefSeq and is a predicted model, not a curated record. The transcript has 4 exons.
AUGAUCCUGGUUCCUAGUAAAGCUCUGUGUAAUGGGCAGCCACCACGGGAGGCGUUUAACCCAUCGUACGGCGUUUAUCAAGUGGUACGGCUAAUUUUAACAGCAUCGAUUCCCUUUGUACAAGGUGAUGCACACACUCCACACGAGGUGACGUGGGACGGUCAGACGCCCUAUCAGCCAGUCCAGCUGGUCUUCGUUUAUAAAGACGCCUAUGCGGCGUAUUGGAGCAAUGCCGUUGUUCUCGGAACUGGUGUCAUGGGUCUCGUUCUGUAUUACGGACGCGAUUUGCUCAGGCGGGAAACCGAAGCCUUGCUGAAAAACAUCUACGCACGUCUGUGCGUUGUUGCGUGCAUAUUCUCCGUAGUGGCAACUGUAUUUACCGUAAGACGAUGGCAAACUGUUUCCAAAACCUACUUAGAGAAUAAUGCAAGCGAUUUGGAAAUACCGUUUAUCAUGUCCAUAGUAGCCUGCUUCCUGCAUGUUCUGCCUGGGUCAGCUGGUUUGUUUGCUCCUAUUUUGACCCUGAUGUCCGUGACGUACAAACAUUACCAUCCACCCGCGGUGUCGAACACGGGAAAACUUUGCAACAAAAAGAUCGUCCUUGAGCAAGGCAAAUUUCGUGAUAUCCACAAUGACCACGGUAUACAGUGGACACUAACGAAGCCCGUUGACAACGACAAUGCCAACGUCAACAUGCAAAAUCCUCAUCUUUUGGAAAAUUUUCAACUUGUCUAUCGACACCACAAGGAAUCUGCUAAUUCUCGUUGGCGCUCCCAGCUUCGCAAACUGCUUCGUCGUGCACGCGAUCCUAACGCCAUCAGCCGCAUCACUAUGCAGUCGUCCCGUUUGACCGGUGCAUCGCUGCCUGCUCACCCGUCGACUUUUGACACUGUCCGCCACGACGAAUCAGGAUGUGUUGUUGAAGAGACUUACUCCGAGAUGACAUCUCAGUACACUGAAGUUUCAGGGCAGCCAUCGUCCGGCCUGACCAUGCCCGACAGCGCAUCGGAUGUGAUUAGAGAACUGAUUAGUGAAAACAUGAAGCACCCAGACACGGAUACUAUCGAGCAUAAGAACGAGGAAAAUCUCAAUCAUUAAUUUGGAUUAAUUAGCAUUUCCAUUCUGUUCCAAGGGGUGCUAAUUGCUUGUGAAGAAUAAACAAACAUUAUGGCUGCGUGCACGGGUAAACACGGGCAUUGUUGGCUGAGUGCACGGGCGUCCUUUUG